Molecule: messenger RNA, 1950 nt
Organism: Paracoccidioides brasiliensis Pb18
Exons: 3
Coding region: 1-1950 (649 amino acids)
Molecular function (GO): zinc ion binding
Source: RefSeq, a predicted model, not a curated record
AUGAAACGAAAGCUCCCCGAGAUCAUCGAGAUAGAAGAAGACACUAAGAGAGCCCAAAGAUUGGAUGGCGGGAUUUCCCGCCCAUCUCAGCCCCCUACCCUACCAGAGGAUGCCAUGUAUGCUCGGAUUUCGGCCAUCUUCCCAGAGAUCAGGCUGGAGCACGUUCGUCAGCUGUACAUGCAGCACAAGAAAUCAGGUGCCGAAGUUGAUGUUGAUGUUGAUAUUGGGGAGGCUCUGAUCAACCACAUCAUCGACGCUGGGGCGUAUGCCAAGGGGGAAAUGGCGAAACACGUGGACCCCGGGGCCAUUGUUACCCCAUCCGAUAUCAGUCCUAGGAAAGGCUGGGGCAAGAACGAUGAGUCUGUCCGAGAUGAUGCGUACUAUCAAAAGGGCUUACAAAUCACAGCCACCCUGUUUCUUGGGGAUCCUUUCAUUGAGAUAUGUCGCAUUGUGUUCUUGGAAGACUAUCCAAACCUCAUCCUACUGCAACCUGGACUUCCCCAACAUCUUCUCAGAGUUUUAUAUAUGUUAUGUUUUGCAGUCACAGAAGUCAUCGUUCGCUGCACUGCACAUACUACUCCGGAUCAAGCUGAACAUUCUUACAGCAUGAACUCUCCCUAUAAACCACACCUCCUGGGCUUGUUAAAUCUGAACAGAAAUCAACUUGACCAGGGACUGCCAAAGGAAUCUGUAAAGGCACCUCUAAAGCCAUAUCCACCCAGGGUCACAAGUGACUUGGAUCAGACACGUGCGCUAGGUGACGUGAAAGCGGAAAUAACGCUACGACGGGGAAAGGAGCUGGAUAGAUUGGGGGCCAGAAAUGGUGAUGCACUAGCCGCUGAAGCCGCCGCUCUCAUGGAAUGCCAGUGUUGUUACGUUGAGAGCCCAAUCAACCGAAUGGUAUAUUGCACAGGGGAUAAUAUCCAUUUCUUCUGUGUGCAAUGUACCAGGUCUCUGGCAAAAUCCCUAAUUGGCAUCAUGAAAUACGACGUAAAGUGCAUGGAUACGAGCGGCUGUGCGGCCAGCUUCGACAAGCAGACAUUACGGCAGGCAUUAGGCCAAAGUCUGAUCGACAAGCUGGAGGAACUUGAACAACUCAACGAAAUUGCAAAAGCAGACAUCGAGGGACUCCAUGGCUGCCCCUUUUGUGAUUUCAAGGCCAUAUGCCCGCCGAUUGACGAUUACAGUGAAUUCGCUUGCCAAAACCCGACGUGCAAAAAGGUGAGCUGCCGUUUUUGUGAAAAAGAAUCCCACAUCCCCAUGAGCUGUAAGGAGGCCCGUGACAAGAGAUUGCCUGCGAGGGCAAAGAUUGAGGAGGCCAUGAGCGAUGCGCUUAUCAGGACUUGCCCCAAUCCAAAAUGCCAAGUUAAGAUGGUCAAGGAGAACGGGUGCAACAAGAUGGUUUGCGUCAAAUGCGGUUGGGUGAUGUGCUAUGCUUGCAGGAAGAAGAUCAACAAGGACGGUUACGGCCAUUUUAACAGACCUCCAAGCCAUUGUCCGAUCCAUGAUUCAGUGAAUACGCACCGCCACUUCGACGAUGUUUCUAGUGCCCACAAGAAAGCGACUGAAGAAGCCAUGAAAAACGAUCCAGACUUGAAACCAGAGAACCUGGGGGUCGAAGCCCCAAUGCAAGAAUCGUAUUCGAAUACAUUCAAGUCGCAGGAAUUCCGUUUUUUGCAACGUCUGCAGAAUCAACACCUGGGGAACAAUGAUAUGUAUGGGAACGGGCCUAAUGCUAAUAAUCGCGGUGGUUUUUUCCCUGCUGCCCAUGCUGCUCCCAUGCCUCUCUAUGCCCAUCGAAAUCCUCCCCACCCAGCGAUUCAGCCUGCACCGUUCGCGUUCCCACCUAUAGCCAACAGUCCUAAUCGCUUAGAUUGGGCCCCUCGACUGGUUGAACCCAGCCAACCAGUCAUCUCCUCAACUUCUCCCAAAUCCAGAGCUCGGUUUUGA